Drosophila suzukii is the source of this 1159-nucleotide messenger RNA. RefSeq names its product Ring finger protein 11 (gene Rnf11). Gene Ontology annotation, biological process: ubiquitin-dependent protein catabolic process. Gene Ontology annotation, molecular function: ubiquitin protein ligase activity. The record is from RefSeq and is a predicted model, not a curated record. NCBI's taxonomy places the organism in Eukaryota, Metazoa, Arthropoda, Insecta, Diptera, Drosophilidae. Gene Ontology annotation, cellular component: ubiquitin ligase complex.
GUGUGUUGUACAUACAUAUGUACACAAGGAUGUACAUAUAAAUGUAUUACAUUUCUGCUAAAACCGGAGGCUAUCUAAAUGUAUUUUCUUAUUCAUCAGCCUCUGUUAAAUAUGUAGCUGUAUGUAACCUUAGCGAUAAAUGGUGUGUUUAAGUGUUUAAAACAGAAUAAAAGGAAACCAUAUGAUUAAAACACGUUCAGUUCUUAACGAAAGUGUUACAGUGAGUGCAGAAGUCUACUUACGAUCCGUAUAAGGCAACAUUGCCCAACCAAAGGUAAAUCCUUCUAAAACGGAUGAAAUGGGUAAUUGCUUGAAAAUAAGCAGAUCAGAUGACAUUUCACUUUUACGAGGCAAUGACAGUAUUAACGGGCAAAACAGCGGAACACAGCCAUUAUACCAUCAGGACGAACAGUAUCAACCAGUAUUUUACCCCACCACCUCAGCUUCCUCAAAUCGAACACCUUCAAUCAACCGACAACUUUCCGAUGAAAAUCAAGUGAAGAUUGCUAAGCGUAUUGGAUUAAUGCAGCAUUUGCCUAUUGGAACGUAUGACGGGAGCUCGAAAAAAGUACGAGAAUGUGUAAUUUGCAUGGCAGAAUUCUGUGUUGAUGAAUCUGUGCGCUAUCUUCCUUGCAUGCAUAUUUAUCAUGUUAAAUGUAUAGACGAUUGGUUGUUGAGGAGUCUUACGUGUCCCAGUUGCUUAGAGCCGGUUGAUGCUGCCUUACUGACGAGUUAUGAGUCGACAUAGCGUUUGUAAAACAAUAGUAUAUUUAUAAUGUUCGCUUUAAAUUAUUUCGGGAAAAUAAAACUAUUUGACCCAGGCAAGAGUUAUUAUUUAAUACAUUCGAAUUGGAUUCAGUGUUUUUUUUUAUUAAAUGUUGUUGUUUUUAUUCAAAAUCUAUUAUAUUACUUAAUUCUUUGUAGAGUAAGCCCAAGAAAAAUUAUACUUGCAACACUGGAGAACUCAAAAAUGUAAAAACUAUUCGGGUGAAAUUUGUAUUGAUGUACGUAAGCAUUCCACCCGAAUUUCGCCCGAAGAGAUUCACCUUCGAAUAUAAAUUCGUGUACAUAUAUUUAUAUUUUCUAACCUUUAAUAAGUUCGGUGUUAGUAUAAGUGAGUGUAUAAACGAUUUGAUAAUAAAAGUAGACUUUUCUUUAA